AUGGCGCGUAACUCUGAAAAGGCCCAGUCCAUGCUGUAUCGUUUCCGCGAACAACAAGCCAUCGACAUGGGGCUCGGGACCCGCCAAAAAGGCGACCGUAGGCCCAGAAUGACUUCGACCUGCACCAACCUAAGAGAAGCAGAGAGGUGGAGGGGAGACAUCAUGAGGGAUAUCGGGAGGAAGGUGUCAAAGAUUCAAGAUGUCUCUUUGACAGAUUAUCAAGUACGCGAUUUAAAUGACGAGAUCAAUCAGCUCUUCCGGGAAAAGAGGAACUGGGAGAACCAAAUCAUCAAUCUGGGAGGAGCGAAUUACAAGCGGUCAGCGGGGGUCAUGGUGGAUGAUGAUGGGCGGGAGGUGCCUGGAACCAGAGGCUACAAGUAUUUUGGACGAGCCAAGGAAUUGCCUGGUGUGAAAGAGCUUUUCACUCGAAGUGCUGCCCAAGCGACCGAAGAGUCUGCCCGUAAUUCUUCCUUCCAGAUGUUCCGACACCAAGGACCUGGGUAUUAUGGCGACGAGGACGAGCUUGAAGAGGGGCUUUUGGCUGAAGAGGAAGAAGCGAGUCGACAAGAAUGGAACGAUCAAGCUCGAGAGACGGCUGAAUUAUUAGGCAUCACCGAUGAGACGUCGUUGCCUGCUUAUCCCGUCGAGCUCCCGUCGACAUCGGGCGAGAGCGAAAAGGCCCCACCGGCGACAAAGGGCAAGAAGACUGCCGCGAAUGGGAAGAGCAAACGCAAAGCCGGCAUUGAAGAAGAAGGGGAGGCAAAGAAGAGCAAGGGAGAUGAGGUAUCUGAAGAAGGCCAGAAUGUCCCCGCUGUACAAGAUGCUGUUGCCCAGGCAGCAGCGGCAGGGUACUUGGGCGUCCUAGAUGCGGACAGUAUCAAAUUCCCUACCUUGCCGGAUAAGGAGGAGAUGGCAAAGGUGCUGUUGGAGGUCAGGAAACAGGCUCUGAGAGACGAGUAUGGGGUGUGA
Cryptococcus wingfieldii CBS 7118 is the source of this 969-nucleotide messenger RNA. Its product is annotated as pre-mRNA-splicing factor ISY1. Bases 1 to 969 code for a protein of 322 amino acids. The transcript has 5 exons. Gene Ontology annotation, cellular component: Prp19 complex; post-mRNA release spliceosomal complex; catalytic step 2 spliceosome. The record is from RefSeq and is a predicted model, not a curated record. Gene Ontology annotation, biological process: generation of catalytic spliceosome for second transesterification step; mRNA 3'-splice site recognition. Lineage: Eukaryota; Fungi; Basidiomycota; Tremellomycetes; Tremellales; Cryptococcaceae.